Molecule: messenger RNA, 4293 nt
Organism: Rhea pennata
Lineage: Eukaryota; Metazoa; Chordata; Aves; Rheiformes; Rheidae
Gene: PPP1R9B
Product: protein phosphatase 1 regulatory subunit 9B
Exons: 21
Coding region: 1-3795 (1264 amino acids)
Biological process (GO): calcium-mediated signaling; actin filament organization; neuron projection development
Cellular component (GO): actin cytoskeleton; postsynaptic density; cytoplasm
Molecular function (GO): actin filament binding
Source: RefSeq, a predicted model, not a curated record
AUGGGGGGGACAUCGGGAGAGACCCAGGACACGGCGGCGGCGGCGGCCGGCAGCGGCGCGGGGACGGCGGGCGGGCUGCGGAGCGCGUCCCCGCACAGGAACGCCUACGAAGCCAGCAUCCAGGCCCUCAAGACCACAAAGGAUGCCGACGGCGAGGACGCCAAGAAAGCCCGGAGCAAGAAGUAUGGCUCCAACGUCCACCGGAUCAAGAACAUGUUCCUGCAGAUGGGCACGGCGCCGGGCGCCGAGGGCGCCUGCGACUUGGCCAAGGCCAAAGAGAAGCCCGUCCGCCUCUCCUUGCCCCGGGCCAGCAGCCUCAGCGAGACCAUGGACCAGGGCACCCACCUGAAGCUGGGCACCAGCGUCUCCGAGCGGGUGAGCCGCUUUGACUCGAAGCCCGACAAGCCCUUCUCCAAGCUGCAGGAGACCCGCAAGAUCUUCGAGAGGAGCCUCCAGGAGAAGGAGACCACCAACAAGCUCCUGCUGCGGAAGGAGCGCGCCGGCUUCCAGGACCGAAAGCUCGACGUGGUGGUGAAGUUCAACGGCAGCACCGAGUCCUUGGACAAGCUGGACACGGAGGCCGUGUCACCCACCGUCAGCCAGCUCAGCGCCGUCUUCGAGAAGGCCGACCUGCGCAACAACCUGCACAAGACGCCGGGCAAAGUGGGGCCGCUCAACUCCAAGCUGGUCAGCAAACGCUCCCGGGUCUUCCUGCAGGGCCAGGAGGUGGGCAAGGCGGAGAGCCGGCCGGGCGACGGCCCCGCGCUCCAGGCCCGGCUCCGGCAAGCCGAGGAGGAGAAGGGGCCGGGCAAAGGCAGCCGGCCGGCAGAGAAGGACGGAGGCAGCGCCCGGGGACCGAGCGUGCAGGAGGUGUGCAAGAUCAAGCCGGUGGAGGUGGAGGAGAGCGGCGACUCGGAGCCGGAGCCGGAGGCGGCCGAGCGGGCGGAAGAGCCGGCGGGCGAGCCGGCGCCGCCGCCGGAGCCGGCCAAGGGGGCCGAGGUGCAGCGGGCCGAAGCGCCAGCGCCCGCGGGCCAGGAGGCCGGGCACGGGGCCACCGAGAAGCAGCCGGAGGGCGGCGAGGAGGCCGCCUACCCCGAGGAGGCCGGCAAGGGCGAGCGGGCGGACGAGGGCGACCUGUACGACGAGUCCAAGAAGGAGGACUUCUCUGAGGCGGACCUGGUGGACAUAAGUGCCUACAGCGGGCUCGGGGAGGACUCGGGGGGCAGCGGGCUGGACGAGGACGAGGAGGCCGACGGGCUCUACGAGCCCGAGUCCAGCUGCGUGGAGAUCCCCGGGCUGUCCGAGGAAGAGGAGCCUGUCCCCAACCGAAAGAUCCAGUUCAGCACGGCGCCCAUCCAGGUCUUCAGCACUUACUCCAAUGAGGACUACGACCGCCGUAACGAGGAUGUCGAUCCCAUGGCCGCCUCGGCUGAGUACGAGCUGGAGAAGAGGGUGGAGCGGCUUGACCUCUUCCCCGUGGAGCUGGAGAAAGACUCCGAAGGGCUGGGGAUCAGCAUCAUCGGCAUGGGUGCAGGGGCCGACAUGGGCCUGGAGAAACUGGGCAUCUUCGUCAAGACGGUGACAGAGGGAGGGGCUGCCCACCGGGACGGCAGGAUCCAGGUGAACGACCUCAUCGUGGAGGUGGACGGCACCAGCCUGGUGGGGGUGACGCAGAGCUUCGCCGCCUCCGUGCUCAGGAACACCAAGGGCCGCGUCCGGUUCCUCAUCGGGCGGGAGAAGCCGGGCGAGCAGAGCGAGGUGGCCCAGCUGAUCCAGCAGACCCUGGAGCAGGAGCGGUGGCAGCGGGAGAUGAUCGAGCAGCGGUACACCCAGUACACCGAGGAUGAUGAGGAGACGGGCGAAUAUGCCACAGACGAGGAGGAGGAGAUGAGCCCCAUGUUCCCCAGCAGCGAGAUGGCCAUCGAGGUGUUCGAGCUGGCUGAGAACGAGGACACACUCUCCCCCGUGGAGAUGGACCCCGAAAAGCUGGUGCACAAGUUCAAGGAGCUCCAGAUCAAGCACGCUGUCACUGAGGCUGAAAUCCAGCAGCUCAAGAGGAAGCUGCAGUGCCUGGAGCAGGAGAAGGCCCGGUGGCGGGCCGAGAAGGCCCAGCUGGAGCAGAGCGUGGAGGAGAACAAGGAGCGGAUGGAGAAGCUGGAGGGGUACUGGAUGGAGGCACAGAACCUGUGCCAGGCUGUGGACGAGCACCUCAAGGAGACGCAGGCCCAGUACCAGACCCUGGAGCGCAAGUACAGCAAGGCCAAGAGACUCAUCAAGGAGUACCAGCAAAAGGAGAUCGAGUUCCUGAAGAAGGAGACGGCCCAGCGGCGCGUGCUGGAGGAGUCGGAGCUGGCCCACAAGGAGGAGAUCGAGAAGCUGCAGGAGAAGAUCUCCGAACUGGAGGCCAAGCUCAUCCCCACCCCCGGUACAGCACCCCUCCACUCCCGAUACAGCAUCCACCCCCGGUAUAGCAUCCUUCCGGUACAGCAUCCCUCCCAGUACAGCAUUCGCCCCCGGUACAGCAUCCCUCUGUGCUAUCUCAUCAUGUCGGUCUCCAAGCUGCAGGACGUGGAUGAGGUUUUUGAUUUUACCGCUGUGGUUCCAGAGACGCAGCGGCUCGACAGCAGCUUGCAGAAGGCCCGAGCUCGGCUCCUAGCCAAAGGCCGGCGGCACCGGCCGUCCCGCUCCCGCCUGCGAGACAGCGCCAGCUCCACCGAGGGUGAAGAGGGGCCCGAGCGGAGGGGCAGCGGCAGCCCCGCGGCCGGGAGGCGCUCGCCGGGCGGCUGCUCGUCCCCGGCCUCGUCCCCGCUCUCGGCCCCGUCGCCCUUCUCCCGCGGCACCGAGUUCUCCUUCGAGGCCUCGGCCGUGCGGCGGGCGCUGGGGGACCCCGAGGGCCCCUCGCCGCCCCUCAGCCGCUACCGGCCCCUCACCAACGCCUCGUCCCAGGAGGGGCUGGCGGGCACCCCCUCGCCCAAGUCCUGCCACAGCUCCGACAGCUCGCCCGGCUUCGCCCGCCGCGACGCCCGGCCCCAGCGGCACAGCGAAGAUGACAGCCGAGACAUGAGCCCCCCUGAGCCGGCCAGCCCCACUGUGGGGCUGGAUAAGAAAACACGGAGGAAGUUCUUGGAUCUGGGGGUGACCCUCCGCCGGGCGUCCUCCAGCAAGAGCAAGAAGGAGAAGGGCAGCAACCGCCUGUCCAUGGGCAGCAGGGAGGCGGCGGAGGGCCCCGGCCGCCCCUCGGGCUCACCCUUCCUGCCCUUCUCCUGGUUCUCGGAUGGCGCAAAGGGCUCGGCCUCCCCGGGCACUGCUUCGCCCGCUGGCUCGCCCCGGCACGAGGGCCUCAGCCCCGCCAAAUCUGCCUCCCAGGAAUCGACGCUGAGCGACGACUCCACGCCGCCCAGCUCCAGCCCCCGGCUGCCCAGUGGCACGGCCGACACCAAGUGCUCCUACCCUUAUCACACCCUGUCGCAGUCCUCGGAUGAGUUCCUGGACGAGCCUCUCGGCGCAGCUGCAGGCUGGACGUGCCAGCAGGUCGGGCAGUGGCUGGAGAGCCUCAACCUGGAGCAGUACGUGGAUGAGUUCUCGGCCCACGGGGUUGAUGGUCCCCGGCUCCUGCACCUUGAUGGCGCCAAGCUCAAGGCGCUGGGUGUGGGCAGCUCGCAGGACCGCGCCGUGCUCAAGCGGAAGCUGAAGGAGCUGAGCCUGGCAGUGGAGAAGGAGCGCAAGGCCCAGGAGAAAGCAGAGAAGCAGCGGGAGAAGCAGAAGAAGAGAGACCAGGAGCAGCGGAGGAGCUAGGGGGGGCCAGGAGCACCCCAGCACCCCUUCCCCUGCCUGCAGCCCCUGGGACGCCCGGGCCGGGGGGCACCGGGCUCCGGCACAGGACACACCAACCGUGGCGAAGGGACCGUGGUGCCAGGCCAAGAUGAGCACAGAGUGGCACGUGCCCCCCUCCUCCACCCACCCCCUCCCUGCCUGCACCCUCCACCCCAUGGGCACAGACCGGGGCCUGAGCCCCUCUUCCGGAUGCAAAUGGCACGUCAGCCCCCACACCCUGCCCAUCUCCCCCCCCCUCUGGCCACCCCACGCCCCGAAGGGCCCAGGAGGUCCCAGCUGCCCCUCCGCCCGGCGUGGUGUGGCACCAGCUGAGGACAGUGCAUGGCCUGACACCCCCAGACGUGUGCAGCCCGAGUCGGGAUGCGGUAAGCGAAUGCUGAUUCCUCCCCCUCCUCCCCAAAUACAACCGACCCGGCCCGCCAGCGGCAUGGGUGGCACCCCAGGAAAUAAAAGGGUAAC